Molecule: messenger RNA, 513 nt
Organism: Acaromyces ingoldii
Lineage: Eukaryota; Fungi; Basidiomycota; Exobasidiomycetes; Exobasidiales; Cryptobasidiaceae
Product: LOC495270 protein-like protein
Exons: 5
Biological process (GO): protein folding; protein peptidyl-prolyl isomerization
Cellular component (GO): fungal-type vacuole; endoplasmic reticulum
Molecular function (GO): peptidyl-prolyl cis-trans isomerase activity
Source: RefSeq, a predicted model, not a curated record
GUCUACUUUGACAUCACCCACGGCGGCAAGGAUGUGGGCCGGAUCACGAUGGGCCUUUACGGAGACGUGGUGCCCAAGACGGUCGACAACUUUAGGAAGCUCGCUACUGGCGAGAUGGGCUUCGGCUACCAGGGUAGCUCGUUCCACCGUGUCAUUGAGGACUUCAUGAUUCAAGGUGGUGAUUUCACCUCUGGCGAUGGCCGAGGCGGAAAGUCGAUUUAUGGCGAGCGGUUCCCCGACGAGAACUUCUCGCUCAAGCACGAGGGCCCCGGCACAUUGUCGAUGGCCAAUGCUGGCAAGGACACCAACGGAAGCCAAUUCUUCAUCUGCACCGUCAAGACUUCCUGGCUCGAUGGCAGGCACGUCGUCUUUGGAAAGGUAGUCGACGGAAUGGACGUGGUCCGCUACAUCGAGAAGGUGCCCAAGGGCUACGGGGACCGGCCCGUCGAGGCAGCAACGAUCAAGGCCAGUGGCGAGCUCCCAGUCGCCGAACAUGUGAGGGAUGAGCUUUGA